Messenger RNA from Ectocarpus sp. CCAP 1310/34, 1711 nucleotides. The record is from the annotation of a GenBank genome assembly. Lineage: Eukaryota; Phaeophyceae; Ectocarpales; Ectocarpaceae.
AUGGAGGUAGCAGCCAACCAGGAGUUGAGGAAGGGUGCAGCGAAGGUGAAGGGUGCCAACAACGCGGACGCAGGUGCCGCUGCGAAUCCAUUGACGGCGGCCCCCACCGUGGCCGCAGCGGCCUCGACCGCUUCUUCUGCAGCCGGCGUGCCCGCAGAAGGCGGAGGAGCGGGCGCGGCCGGGGCGGCGACACCCUCGGCGCCUACGGUACCAGACCUCAUGAAGCAAUGCAACGACUACUUCGAGGCGUACAACGAGUCUCCGAAGUUCGCCAAGUUGUUGGAGGCUUGCGCCGACUGGCUCCCGGUACAAUCGUACCCUCUCCAGCGGUGUGUGCCCGCCAGGCGGUGGUUGGACGUGACCAUGCUCGAAAGCUUGCUUUUCAACCGCCGGGCCAUGGAACUUGCCCUGAUGAAGAACGAGCCGCUUGUUCCCGACGCUGCCAAGAAGCUCGGCUGGGGCUUCGUGGAGGCGGUGGUUGCGGUUCUGAAUCCGUUUGCUGAAGCGACCCGGACCAUGGAGACCGACAAGCACUCGACAAUCGGUCUCGUGCUCGAGUUGUUGGCCUUGCUGCGGAAGAAGAUCGACGGUCUGCUGAAGCACGAGAACGGCGCCAUCCGCGUGGCGGCCUGGAACAUGAGCAUUGAGCUAGGUCGAAGGUGGGUGGGGGCCAGCUCACUCUGGACCGUGAGCACCAUCGACCCUUCCGCCGAGACGCUGGGCACGUCCGGCUGCAAGAAAAUUCACUUCGCCGCUGCGGUCCUGGACCCCAGAGCUAAGGGGAUGGCUCGCAUCCCCGGGUACGUCAUGGACUACGCGUUCGGAAUCGUCGCCGACCUCGCGGAGCAGCUCAUGGAGGAAAAACUCGCGAAAGAGUUCGACAUCGCCUCGUACCUGAACGAGGACGAGGAGGAGAUGGGAGAGAGCGUGGGCGCGAGGGAGACCGGUGCAGCCCAUGCGGGUGGAGGCAAGAGCGGCGGCAUCACCGGUGGCAAGGGCGCGGGGCAAGCGAACAGGAAGUCGGUGAUGGCUCGCCUGUUCGACUCCGACUCGGACCAAGAGGAGGAUGCCGAGGUUGAGACUCGGAGCUUCAAGGGCGACUCCCUGCCUCUGCCUCCUACGGAACGGUCCAAGCGCAAGGAUCAGUACCUGGCUCAGAUCCGGUGGGAGGUGCUGAGGUACCGCGCCCUCGACAAGAUCGACAGCGAGUCCGACCCUUUGCUGUGGUGGGAGCAAGGGCAACAACGCUGGUCGUUCCCUUCUCUUCGGCAGCUGGCGAUGCGCGUCCUUUGCGUGCCGGCUUGUUCUGCGUCGUCGAAGCGGCUUUUCUUCAAGACUGGGGUCGUCGGCAACUCGAAGCGAGCGCGACUCAGGGGAAGCAGGGUGGCGCAGAGGCUGACCGUUUGCGGUGCGGUUGCCUGCGGGCUCCUCGAUAAAUGCUACUGAGCCUUCUCAGUUUUUCCUUCGUUACGUUCACGAUUGUUUCAAUGGGGCGUGUUUGUUACCGCGGUGGACACGCGCUUGGGGUUACGAGGCCUGGUCCGCAGCAGAGGGCGCGUUGACCCGCUGGUUCUGUGUUUUGUUUUGUUUUGAUUUGUUUUUUUUUGUGUGUGUGUGAACGGAACGGCCGUCUUAUAUCGUGGGAGAACCCGCAGCAGCUGUAGCAGCAGCAUUUUCAGAAGUCGGGCCUUUUGAACGGGGUGUUGCGUUG